This is a messenger RNA of Paramecium sonneborni, 758 nucleotides long. The record is from the annotation of a GenBank genome assembly. NCBI's taxonomy places the organism in Eukaryota, Ciliophora, Oligohymenophorea, Peniculida, Parameciidae.
AUUUAAUAAGAAUGGAAGUAAAAUAAAAAGUUCUUUGUUUUCAUGGAUUUGGUACAAAUUCAGAGAUGUUAUCUUAUUAAUUAAGAUAAUUCAAGAAAGAGUUUAAAGAUAUUGAUUUUAUCACUCUUAAUGGACCAAUUCCAUUAAAUAGGAAUGUAAACAUUUCUAAAAUCUUAAAGGUAAUAAUGGAUGAAAGUAUAGCAAAAAUAUUGGAGAAUUAGAAUAUAUAUAGUUGGUUAAAUUUUCUGCAAUUUAAAAACAAUGAUAUUGAUUCAAGUAUGUUUAGAUUAAGCUUUAGUAUUUUCUCCAGCAUUAGAAGAAGUGGUAAAAAUUUUAAAGGAGCAAGGACCUUUUUUUGGAGUAAUGGGUUUUUCUUAAGGAUCCGCAAUAGCUGUGAGAUUAGCAGCUAAAAUUGCAGCUCAAGAAAUUGAUUUAGGUUAUGAUUUAAAAUGCUUCAUUUUUGUUUCAGCAUAGGCUAAUCAUAUUCCUGAAUCAUAAUAAUUUUUGUGUAGAAUCCCUUCUCUUCAUUUAAUAGGAUUUAAUGAUUUUGUUGUAGAUAGGUAAAAAUUGAAUAAUGAAAUUUAAGAUCUAUGGGAUUAGUUGUUUAGUUUUUAAAUCCAUAUGUAAUCUAUCAUAACUAAGGCCAUAAAGUUCCUACUUUAACAUAUGAAUAAGUAAAGGAUCUUAAAAGAUUUUUUGAAAAUCCUUUUCAAGAUUGGUCAAAAACAGUUUACGUACCAAAAUUAGCUAAAUUGUGA